AACAGUUUAAAAUUAACACCCUGAAAGAUAUUAUUAAAAAUGUUAUCAUAAAAUUGACACAAACUUAAUUAUCCUUAUUAAUUUAUAUACAAAAUAAUAAUUUUAUAUAAAGUUAUAAAAGUUUAAAUAUUAGUACAAAUAUUUCUAAAAACUUUUCUUCAGCAGUGAUAAUUUGCACAUUAUACAUCUUUACUGGCUAUCGUAAUGAAAAUUUCAACUACUUUAUUUUUGGGUUUACUGUUCACUGCAGCAGUGGUAAGCUCUUUUUCAUUUGAUGAUGAUUUCGAAAAAUAUCUUGACGAGUGUAACUCAAAUGAUGCUACAAGAAUUGACCGUGACGCCUUGGACAAAGCCAAAAGACAAGAAAAAUUUAACCCAGAUCAGUUGUCUGCCUAUCUUAACUGUAUUUUUACAAAAUUCGGAAUUCAGGAUGAAAAUGGAGAUUAUAAGAAGCAAAGAUUAAAUGAUUUUAUUAAACAUGUAGUCAGCGAUCAAGGAAAUGUUGAAACAAUUAUCACCAAUUGUGGAACGAGACCUGAGGGUACCACUGCAAAGAUUGCAGCCUUACAUUUGCUUGUUUGCAUCAGGAAAUAUGAUAAAUUACGUGUUCGCUAAUACAACUAAUAAGCAAACUUAGUUUGUAAUUUUUUUAAAUUGUAACAAAAAUUUAAUAUAAUAUUGAUAAUUUUA
This is a messenger RNA of Diabrotica virgifera virgifera (western corn rootworm), 690 nucleotides long. RefSeq lists its product as uncharacterized. Gene Ontology annotation, molecular function: odorant binding. NCBI's taxonomy places the organism in Eukaryota, Metazoa, Arthropoda, Insecta, Coleoptera, Chrysomelidae. Bases 205 to 615 code for a protein of 136 amino acids. The transcript has 2 exons. The record is from RefSeq and is a predicted model, not a curated record.